Podarcis raffonei (Aeolian wall lizard) is the source of this 1777-nucleotide messenger RNA. It is a transcript of the gene PAQR9, whose product is annotated as progestin and adipoQ receptor family member 9. Gene Ontology annotation, cellular component: membrane. The coding region runs from base 338 to 1714 and encodes 458 amino acids. NCBI's taxonomy places the organism in Eukaryota, Metazoa, Chordata, Lepidosauria, Squamata, Lacertidae. Gene Ontology annotation, molecular function: signaling receptor activity. The transcript has a single exon. The record is from RefSeq and is a predicted model, not a curated record.
AUCCCCGGAUUUAGCAAUUAAUCGGUGCUCCCGGAGAGCUGAAAGGCACUGCAGUCUAUGCCUUGCGUCGGGGGCAUCAAUCAUUCAACCGGCGCGCGGCACCGAGGGCGCAGUUGGGAAAGGGGAAACUUUCCCCGCAGAUGAUUUAAGAAACCGAAGCCGCGGCGAAAGCGGGUGGGGAGUCUGGCUGAGCUAUAGAAAUUGACCCAGGCGUGCCUGGCCGGGCUUGAAUUACCGCGGCGAUGCGCCUGCCGUUUCUCCCUGCAGGAGCUGCUGCUGCGCGCUGGCUGGGGGCGAGCGAGGCUGCUGCUGCUGCCUGCCUCCUGCCCUUGCUGCAAUGAAUGAUGCGGGAAGAGGAGGAGGAGGAGGAGGAGGCGGUGGCCGCCGGCGCUGCUCGGGCGAAGCACAAAUCCACCGCAACUCCUCCAGUAGCAGCAGCAGCAGCAAGGAAAGCGGCUUUGCCUUGGUGAGCUUACAUCACAAUCCCGGCUCGGGCUGCUGUUUCUCUAAGCGGCACGCAGCAGCCGGCGGCCGGCCUCUCCUCCAGCCCCACGCCGGGGAGCCGCCGAAGGAGGAGGGCGCCAGGAUGCCCGCGGUCGGCGGAUCCGACGAGGGCCAGGCGCCCCCUGGAGCCGCGCCGUCGCCCAAGCCUGCCCGCUCCUCGGGCCGGCCGCCGUCUCGUCGGGAAGGCGGCCCCCGGCCGCUGCUACGUUGGGACGAGGUCCCCGACGACUUCGUGGAGUGCUUCAUCCUGUCGGGCUACCGGCGCCUGCACUGCACGGCGCAGGAGUGCCUGGCGUCGGUGCUGCAGCCCACCAACGAGACGCUCAACUUCUGGACGCACUUCGUGCCGCUGCUGCUCUUCGCCGCCAAGUUCUGCCGCCUGCUGCUGCUGCGCGGCGCCGGCGACGUGCCCUUCCACCACCCGGCGCUGCUGCCGCUCUGGUGCUACGCGUCGGGCGUGCUGCUCACCUUCGCCAUGAGCUGCACGGCCCAUGUGUUCAGCUGCCUGUCGCUGCGCCUGCGCGCCGCCUUCUUCUACUUGGACUACGCCUCCAUCAGCUACUACGGCUUCGCCAGCACCGUGGCCUACUACUACUACCUGCUGCCGGGCCUCAGCCUGCUGGAGCCCCGCGCGCUCAGCCGCUACCUGCAGCAGCGCCUGGGCUGGCACGUGGACUGCAGCGCGCCGCUGGCCGCCUACAGCGCGCUGGUGCUGCCCGUGGCCUUCGCGCUGGCCGUGGCCUGCACCGUGGCCUGCUGCAAGAGCCGCUCCGAGUUUUGCGCCUACCCCUUCGCCAUCCGCACCUUCGUCUUCGUCAUGCCGCUCAGCAUGGCCUGCCCCAUCAUGCUCGAGAGCCUCCUCUUCGACCUGCAGGGCCACAACCCCACGCUCUUCGUCCACUUCUACCGCCGCUACUUCUGGCUGUUGGUGGCCGCCUUCUUCAACGUCAGCAAGAUCCCCGAGCGCAUCCAGCCGGGCCUCUUCGACAUCAUCGGCCACAGCCACCAGCUCUUCCACAUCUUCACCUUCCUCAGCAUCUACGACCAGCUCUUCUACGUCGAGGAAGGCCUGCAGCAGUUCCUGCAAGGGCACACGCCCGCCUUGCCCACCUUCGCGGGCACGGUGGGCUACAUGCUGCUCUUGAUACUGUGCCUGGGCCUGGUCAUCAGGAGGUUUCUCAACGUCCCGGAAGCCUGCAAACACGAUUGAGGUAGCCUCCCCUUACGGUUUCUGUUGCAGGUCUCCAUUUAAAUCGCCCGGAGGGUAUUUUUU